AGGUCGGAGCACAGAGCUGUCAUUUCUUGUACCGUUUCGUCAUUCCGAUUCAAGAACGGAUCGUGUGAAUACGCGUUUUGUUUUAUAUCGUUGUUCAAAACGAUUUUUAUACAUAGGACUAUAGUUUUCCUCUUCGGUUUGUUUUAGGAAAAAAUGUUAAACUAACUCUAACGUAAUGCAACACACAGAAACAUUUACUCGGAAGAUGUUUAGGAAAAAUUUAGUGAAAAAAUAUGUGACCGCCUGUCAGUUUGUGUGAUGUGUUUUCCCGAAAUUAUUUGUGCAAAUUGUGCCACUAAAGUAUAACACUGUGAAUAACCUAUACGAUCAUCGGGAAUCGGCCGGAAAAUUAGUGGUUUCUAAAAAUUGUAAAAAAGAACGACACGUUACAAAGAGUCUACCUCAGAAAAACAAAAAGCAGAGCGCCGGAUUUUUUUUAAGAAAACAGAAAAAAAAGAACCCGUGAAAGUGUAACCCAACUAACCAUUAAGCAAAUCGGAAAAUUAGAUUUUCCUUUUGAAGUAAACCCAUAAGUCAGUCGAUAGCGGCAAGCCCUGUGAGACAUACUGUCGUACGGAGCAGACAUCGGGCAGACACCGCCCCCGUUCCCUCCCAGUUACUUUGCAGAAGAACAUACAGUGAAAAGUGAAAUUUUCCUCCCGUGGAAAGUGGCUCCAGAGCACCACAGACAGAGAGACAGACGUUCGGGCAUAUCGAGGCAAGUGUCCCGAAAGGAAAAGUGAAUAUAGUCUAGCAGACGACGGCGACGACGACGGCAUCCCCGCCGUACCCGAAGUACACAUACAUACAGCGAGAGAGAAGCAGAGUGCGCCCGAGACGGUUUUCCCGUUCCCAUUUUCCAGAUCCUCCCAAACCGGCAACGGCGGGACCGGUGGGUGGGAAGCUGAGUGGGGCUCGGUUUUUCGGCUGAUACUCGAGAAAAGCUCGUUGGAAGCCGAAUCUCAUCCGUCGUUAGUCCUUGGCUUGUCGCGUACAGGAGCGCCAAGUUGAAAGUGAAAACUCGGGAAAACCCGACGUCGACGACGACAACGACGACGACGGGCAGACAACGGGCGAGACCCGGGUCCUGUCUGACUCCCAGACUGCCAGCGAGUGCGAGUGGUGUGUUUUCGUGGAAAAGUGUAGAAACACGGAAAAAGGAUUAUCGUCCUUUCGGACGGCCUAUACUGGGUGAAGGCCUUUGCCAGAGCCAUGUGUCGCGUCUGCUUUCGGUGUGCGUGCGGUGUAUGAAUUUUUAGGGUUGGUCGUUACUGAAAGCGAAAUUCUAUCGAUAAAUGUUACAUUUUCCGUUCGGUGCGCGGUGGCCGCGGUGGAACGUGGGAGCGAAAAAUGCUGUGCUUGUGUUGUGACUCAGGGAUUGUUGAAAUAGUAAGCAUAUAUAGUACGACCAGGAAACUCGAAUCAUACGGAAAAAAUGACACAACCCGAAAAGUGCUGCGAAAGCGCCGUUUCGUCAUCGAUAAGUAAUGUUAUUAUUAUUGGAAACCAGAAAGCUUAAGCCGUGAACGGUAAAGUCAAGCUGCACCGUGCGCACAAAUUAUACUGCGUUGUGCUGUGUGCUGAAAAUGCACCGCCUAAUUGGAAAUUUAUCGACUUGACAUAAUAAACAACAGGCAAUGCAUAAUUAAACUUAUAGAAAAAUGAACAGCUUUAAUCACCCCCCUAGAAAAGUAUAACCUAAAUAGUGUUUGUAGUUAAGCAAGAAGAAUGUUGUAGCCAAUUAUUAUUGAAGCCUCUAGUGAAAAUUUAUACGUCGUUGGAAAAUCGAUGAAACAUACAAAUUGUUGAAAACAAUAGUGCAAAGUGUCAGAGUUCAAAAAGAGAAAACGUGAAGAGAUCAUAAACUAUUUACAAACUAAGAGCGGAGAAAAAAAGAAGAUUUUCGGGACAAAAAACCGUCUAACAGCAAGUGUGCAAGAGUGAAUCACAAGAAAUCAAACGAAACGAAAACCUCGCUGCAAUGAUGAUGUUGCAGCAUAUGUCACCUCACUUUGUGGGGCAAACGGAACCGCCGGGACCGUCCCCACCGGGAACUCCCGCCACGCCGUCGGGACACAGCCGUUCGCCGUCUCCCGUGCAUCACAGCAUCGUCGAUCCAGCCAUCGCCAUCGAGCAGCAGCAGCAACCGUCUCGAAUCAUCAUCCGCCGAUCGUCGCUGCCUCCCUCGGACGACGACGAACAUCACUACCGAUACAAACGCGAACCGAACUCACGCCCCGGAACGCCACCGGCCACAUUCAACGGCCGCUAUGCUCCGUCCGAAUCGUAUCCGCCGGAACACUACCGACCGCGCUCGCGCACUCCACCAGCCACUCCGCCACCUCCUCCUCAGCAGCAGCCGCAGCAUCCCCAUCGGAUCACUUCGGUCAUUCAGGAACGCACCGAAAACGUCAUCCACUAUAUCAAAGAGGAACAUCCGCUGCGGCGUCGUGGCUCGAUCGAAGACGAUCAACAGGUGGCUCCGGUCCAGUACUAUCACCACCGCUAUCAGCCCGAGCCCGUUCAGCGCCACGAAGAGGACGAGGACUACACCGCAGAAAGGCGAUCCGCCGAUCCGCACUAUGCGGAAGAUCCGGACAAUCACCGCUACCACCGUCGACGGCUGCUGUCGGAACGACGUGACGAUCCGGAUUCGGAUUACAGCGACAGUCAGGCAGGUGGUGCCGUCAGUGGCGAUACCGAUCACUACCCGAAGUCGGAAGAGGAAGAACUGGGCGACGACGACCGUCCGCUGGACCUGUCGAUGAAGAUCAAGCGACGCAGUCGGCACGAUUCGGGAGGCAGCGAUUCCGACGAUUCGGCUGGACCGGACUCGGAGGGACACCCGCGCGGCCAGGGCCGGGCGGCGUACAAGAAAAGUCUGAUGAAGCGAUACCUGGACACCGAGCUACCACUACCACCCCAGACGCCAAGUCCGCCGCCCCAGCAGCGAUUAUCGUCGCAAACCCACCUCCACCAUCAUCACCACAGCAGUAGCGGUAACCACCAUCACCAGCAAUCGACCGGCAGUCUGCUCGCCAGCAGUCUCAGUCAAUCGACCCAGCAGCACAGGCCACUCCUGCACGGACUGCUCAGCGGCACGCACAUACCUCAGGCGCCCUACCACAGCCGGGGCUACAGCACGUCCAGCACAGGCUCACUACCUCCAAGCCCUGCAGAUAGUGGUGUCUCCGAUGUGGACAGCUCAAGUAGUGGGGGCCAGCCUGCCUGCAGCGACGAACUCAAGGCCCGCCUAGGAAUUCCACUGAACGCAAACAAUAACAAUAACAACAACAAUAACAACAACAACAGCAACAACAACGGAUCAAGCAGUAGUAAUGCUGGUGGAAGCAACAGCAGCAACGUGUUACUGCCGGGUUCCGCCGGCAGUAGCGGAGGUACCGGCGGAGGUGGCACCGGAGGCGGUGGACUUCCCCCGAUCAACGCGUCAUCGUCAACAUCGCCGACGUCAUCCGGCUCGUCCCUUCCCUCCUCGGUGGCUCUCUCGGCGGCGGCAGCAGCGGCGGCCGCCACCCAGCAACAUCUGCAACAGCAAGCCCAGGCUCAUUUACCGCCGGGAACUUUCCUGCGACCCAACUUCUACCAUCACAGCUCACCGCCCCUUAGGAAUAUCUGGAACCAGCGGAGCGUACCCCUUACCGACAACUAUCACUACCUGCACACGAUGAACGCGGCGGCGGCGGCCGGCUACACGUCAUCGCACUUCCAGACGCCCUCGCAACCCCGGAAUCAGUCCGGCAAUCCACUGGCGAACGGUGGCAACGGGCUGAACGUUAUGGGUCAGCAUCAUCUGCAUCCUCACCAUCCGCAUCUGGGCGGGCAGCAUCCGGGCGCGCAGGUGGGGAACAACGCCGGCGGUCACCCGGGGGUCAUGGCCGGCGGGCUGGUCAAUGGGCUGCACCAUCAUCCGCAGAACGUGUCGUCCAGCUGUCCGGAUGAUCUGUCCUACAUGCUCGAGCUUGGCUUCCCGCCGCGGAAGCUCAAAAAACCGAAGAAGCCCAAACUGGAGAUGGGCGUCAAACGUAAGUCUCGCGAAGGAUCCACUACCUAUCUGUGGGAGUUCCUGCUCAAACUACUGCAAGACCGCGAAUACUGUCCACGGUUCAUCAAGUGGACCAACCGGGAGAAGGGUGUGUUCAAACUGGUCGACUCGAAGGCCGUCUCCAAGCUGUGGGGAAUGCACAAAAACAAACCGGACAUGAACUACGAAACGAUGGGCCGCGCGCUGCGGUACUACUACCAGCGGGGCAUCCUGGCCAAGGUGGACGGCCAACUUGGUGUAUCAGUUUGUCGACGUACCGAAGGACAUCAUCGAAAUCGACUGCUCCGGCACAUAGGGAUACGUUCGACGUCCCGCCGGACGUCCCUAGCCUCGCAGCGCGGCCACCAACCAACCAAGUAAACCAUCAAGCAUACAUGAAAGCAAACUUGAACACACACACACCACACAUACACACUCACUAGUCCGGUUUCCGGCUGUCCCCCGGCACACCAGCAGCAGGCGGCCCGGGGGACAGUCUUCCCAUCGCGGUCUACCUUGUAAAAAAUGAGAAAUCUACUCCUUCCUUUUUGUUUUGUGUUAGAAGAGUGUACAGAGACGACAACGUGCUAAAUGAUCUUCUGUUCGUUUAAAAUGAUAUUUAUUUUUAAAAACAAAGUUUCCCUUCUCCUAAUUUUAAGCUUUUCCAUAAUAUGUAUCAUACUAGGCAGUAAGUUGUAAAAUUAUUUCACUGUAAAAAUCAUAAUUUAUUUAAGUUAACCUCCCCUCUUUGUCCCGAGAAACAAAAAAAAAACCGAUCCCCCCCUCAACGGCAAACGAAUGCAAUGUUCGGUUGAAACAGCGAAGUACUAGACCGCCGUCGUAAAAACCCCCGCCCCCGCGUAAAGCUCCACGCGCGAGCAUACAAUGAUAAAAGACAAUAAAAACAAAAAACACACAGAGAAAACCGGCUCACUUUAGGUUUUUCGCUGUAAUUUGAUUCUUUUUAGCCGAUGAGUUUCUUUUUUUUUAACUUUUUUACGUUUGUUUCAUCACACACAAACACACACAGCAUACAAAAACCAAUCGAAUUAACUACUUUACAAUAUAAUAAGGGCAAUAGACGAAAAAACACUGAAAGGAAAGAAAACGAAACACUAUGAAUCAGAAGACAGGAUAAUGGUCAAAGGAUAACAAGAAAAGUACAAAUCGAAAGAAGAAAAAAACAAAACACAAAAAACCCCCCAAUGAAACCUCGCUCUUGCAGUACUAGAACGCUAGAACGCACCGAGAGUGCGGUGCGGCUCUAGUAGAGUACAGCCAGCAGUGCAGGAUAAUUUUUUUCUUGUAAUUAAACCGCUUAACCGCGUGUGCGCGCUCGCUGUAGGUUUAGAUUGAAUACACUUCUUCCUUUUUUUCUUUUUUGUUUCUUCUUUUUUCUUGUGCUUCGUGUUUUUUUUUUAAAAUUAGCGUGUAUGUCCGUACCUUUUUCGGAAGCGCGGUUUUUUCACUCCGCUGACGAUGUAAAUUUUUUGUGUAAAUUUUCUGCGUUAGAAGUAAGGACUUCCCCCUCCCGUCCCCGCCUCCCCCUCAGCGUAGGUUUUAGGUUUAAGAUAAACCCCCCUUUAAAUAGUUUUUCGUUAGUGAUAGCUGCUAGCUAGCUCGGUAAGUGUCUGUAAUCAAGUGUAAAAGUAGGUUUCCUUUAAGUUUAAAGUAUUUUGCGUUUAAAGUUUUAUCGUUCUUUUAUUUUUAUUUUUUGUUUUUGUAAUUUCAAAGUAUCUUUUCUCCUUUUGUUUAUUCUUUCGGUAACCAGAUCAAGUUUCUGAUUCAUUUUAGAAAUGUUACUGUUUCUAUUUUUACUGACCACAAAACAGUUCACUGCCGCCACCCCCGUCAGUCGUCGUUAAAACAAUUUGUUUUCUUUAUUAAGUCGUCCUUAAGUUUUUAAGAAUUUGUCAAUCAAAGUGAGAAACUGAAAAUCAAAAAGAGCUAGGAAAGAAGCAGAACUACUACUUUGUGAAUGAUGCGGAAGUGCGGAAGGAACAUCCUCUCACACACACACACAAAAAAAUACAGAAACACCCACAACACACAAACAAACAUAAGCAUAAUUUGCAUGCAAGACGCUAGCCGACAAGAAUUUAAAACGAGAAUAAAUGAAGUUUCUUUAGAAUCUUGAUCUCAUUAAUUUAUUUGUACUGACACAGACGAAAGAUAUUUUUUUUGUUUUGUUCUGACGAAAUUACUUUGGUUUCCUCACGUGUAAAUAAGCCUUAAAUUUGAGUUCUUCAUCGUUUCAUUUUUAAAUUUAUUACGUGAUCUACCUACUAAUGUGAUUUGAUUGAAGAGAAAAAAAAUCAACACGGAAAUGGAAAAGAUUCUGGCGGCCUGCGGCCGACCGGCACAGUUCUAGAUUCGAUGGAACAGAACUAGCUAAUCUACAUUUUAUUCGACACUGCCAACUGCCCUCUGAUCGAGAGUGAGAGAGUAGCCGCGCACCCUUGGUGCUUGAGAUAGUUUAGCAAAGUAGUGAAGUAAAGUGCUAGUACGUGGUCAGACCGAAUCUAGUACCGGCCGACGGCCGGCCGACCAGAUUGUAUCCAUUUGCCCAAAAUCAAAGGAAAAACGUGUUAGCUUUCGCAAUAUUCUUCGCAGAAAACAUGGCUGCCUGUUCCCUCUUUGGAUUUUUAAUGCUGCUUUGUUCUAUAAUAAACUACACUAUCCAUCCCCGGGGCAUCGAGCCGCCGGCCAGCCAGGCCGCUUCGCGGAUGCUUUAACGUAAUAGAUUGAUUCUUUAUUUUUUUUAUUUGUCAACGGACAAACAUAUGUGCAAUGAACCAAAACAAUAGAAGAGAUAAACACAAACAACACACACAAUCGAAACUCAGAGAAGUUUGUCAGAAGAAAUCCGAUUUCGAGAAGAUCAAAAAUCAAACCGAGAAGUUAUCAAGCAAAGUAAAACUAAAACAGAAAAGUAUAGAAUGAAUAUCCCCCCCACUAAAAGAGAGGAGAAAAAAUCUAUAGUUUUUACAUAGACGUAAAGAUUUAUACUAAAAGCAAAGAAAAACAAACAAAACGAAGAAACAUCUAUAAACAACACAUAUAACAAGCAAGCAAAAGAGAGUACAGGAGAAAACAGAGAGAGAAAAAAACAAAACACGAGAUAUUUCAGUGAGAUCACCUAGAACGCGUGCGUGCGUGCGUGCGUCGCGUGCGUGCACGCGUACGCAAGUGUUGCAAGCAGCAAAACAGACGAAGGCAAAAGAAAAAAAAAGUAAGCAAGCAAGCAAGCAAACAAACAAACAAACACAAUC
Molecule: messenger RNA, 7314 nt
Organism: Sabethes cyaneus
Lineage: Eukaryota; Metazoa; Arthropoda; Insecta; Diptera; Culicidae
Product: ecdysone-induced protein 74EF-like
Biological process (GO): cell differentiation; regulation of transcription by RNA polymerase II
Cellular component (GO): nucleus
Molecular function (GO): DNA-binding transcription factor activity, RNA polymerase II-specific; sequence-specific DNA binding
Source: RefSeq, a predicted model, not a curated record